UUCUGUCUCCAUGCUUCCUGCAGAGGGAGGCUUCUGUCCAUACUCACACAUGCGCACACACAGUUCACACAUAUCUACUGAGGAAAGUUGAAGUUUGGAUUCCUGCUCUGAUUUAAACAAGACAGCAGAGGUAAAACAUGUCCUCCUGUGCGGUGAAGUCCAAAAGUAGGAACCCGUACGCAGCGGUGCAGAUCGACCCAGACAGUGAUUAUAUCACACCAGGAACAUUAGACCUGGAGCAGAUGUUCUGGAGCGGCGCUGCAGUUCAGUACACACAUGUCAAUGAGGUCUGGCCCAGCGUCUACAUCGGGGAUGAGAAGACAGCUCUGGAGCGGCCGGGCCUGAAGGAUCUGGGUAUCACACAUGUUCUGAAUGCAGCAGAAGGAAAGUUUAACAAUGUGCUGACUGGUGCUGAUUACUACAGGGACACAGACAUCCAGUACUUUGGUGUAGAAGCUGAUGACAAACCCACUUUUAACAUCUCCCAGUACUUCUGCUCCUCAGCACAGUUCAUCCAUGAGGCCCUCAGCCACCCACAGAAUAAGGUGCUGGUGCACUGUGUGAUGGGUCGGAGCAGGUCAGCGACUCUGGUCUUGGCUUAUCUGAUGAUGAAACACAGUUUAACUGUGGUGGACGCUAUUGAGCAUGUGCGACAGCGCCGUUGUAUUCUGCCUAAUCACGGCUUCCUGAAACAGCUCAGAGCCUUGGACAUUUCACUGCAAGAGGAAAGACUGAGACUAAAAAGAGAGAUGCAAGACAAUAGCACACAACAGAUAACAUGCCUCUAAUUUAAAGCAGAUUAAAGUAUGCCGUUUUGUUUUUCA
Molecule: messenger RNA, 824 nt
Organism: Acanthochromis polyacanthus (spiny chromis)
Lineage: Eukaryota; Metazoa; Chordata; Actinopteri; Pomacentridae
Product: dual specificity phosphatase 29-like
Exons: 4
Coding region: 138-788 (216 amino acids)
Biological process (GO): negative regulation of MAPK cascade; protein dephosphorylation
Cellular component (GO): cytoplasm
Molecular function (GO): MAP kinase phosphatase activity; protein tyrosine/serine/threonine phosphatase activity
Source: RefSeq, a predicted model, not a curated record